AUGUCUAAACAACUCUUCCUCAAUAGAUGUAAAGAAGUAGAAGAAUAUCAAAAGGCAGGUCAUAAUCCAUGGCCACAUAAAUUUAAUGUUAGUAUUACAGUUCCAGAAUUUAUUGCUAAAUAUUCUGGACUUGAAAAAUCACAAGUUAGUGAUGAUAUUGUUAGUGUUGCAGGAAGGGUUCUUUCAAAGAGAUCAUCAUCAGCUGCUCUUAUGUUUAUUGAUUUACAUGAUUCACAAACAAAAUUACAAAUUAUGUUAAAUAAAUCAGCAUAUGAAAAUAAAGAAGAAUUUAGUUCAUUAACUAAAAUGAUUUAUAGAGGAGAUAUUUGUGGAUUUAUUGGACAUCCAACACGUACUAAAACAGGAGAACUUUCACUUAUUCCAACAACAGGAAUGAUUCUUUCACCAUGUCUUCAUAUGUUACCAUCAAUGCAUUAUGGAUUAGGAGAUCAAGAAACAAGAUUUAGAAAGAGAUAUCUUGAUUUAAUUGUUAAUCCCGAAACUGUUAAAAACUUUGUUUUAAGAACUAAAGUUGUUAAAGCUGUAAGAAAAUAUCUUGAUGAUAAAGGAUUUCUUGAAGUUGAAACACCAAUUUUAAAUACAAUUCCAGGAGGAGCUACUGCUAGACCAUUUAUUACACAUCAUAAUCAACUUGAUAUUCAAAUGUAUAUGAGAAUUGCACCAGAAUUAUAUUUAAAAGAAUUAAUUGUUGGAGGAAUUAAUAGAGUUUAUGAAAUAGGAAGAUUAUUUAGAAAUGAAGGUAUUGAUCAAACACAUAAUCCAGAAUUUACUACAUGUGAAUUUUAUAUGGCAUAUGCUGAUUAUAAUGAUAUUAUGAAAAUGACAGAAGAACUUCUUGGAAAUAUAGUUAAAGAUAUUACAGGAGGAUCAACUAAAUUAGAAAUUAAAGAUAGAUUAAUGGAUAUUAAUAAUGAAGAAGAUAUCAAAAUGUUAGAAAAAUUCUUUAAAGAACCAAUUCCAAGACCAUUUAAUUCAGUAGAAUGUAGUAAAGUUAUUGAAAAACAUUGUACAGAAUUAAAUUAUUAUUAUGAUGGAAAUAAUGAAAAAGCAAUGAAAAAAUUAUUUGCAGAUUUUGUAACAGAAAAGAAAAUGGUACUUGAUUUUACUGCACCAUUUAAAAGAAUUUCAUAUGUUCAUGCUCUUGAAGAGAAAUUUGGAGAAAAAAUUCCAAGACCACUUGAUGGACCAGAAGCACUUGCUUUUCUUAAGAAACAAGCUAUUAAAUUUAAUGCUAUUUGUUCAGAACCACAAACUACUGCACGUGUUAUGGAUAAAUUAUUUGGUGAUUUGAUUGAAAAUGAUCUUGUUCAACCAACAUUUGUUUGUGACCAACCACAAUUAAUGAGUCCACUUGCUAAAUAUCAUAGAAGUGAACCAGAAUUAACUGAACGAUUUGAAUUAUUUAUUCUUAAGAGAGAAAUUGCUAAUGCAUAUACAGAAUUAAAUAAUCCAAUUGUUCAAAGAUCUAAUUUUGAACAACAAGCAAAAGAUAAAGCUGCUGGAGAUGAUGAAGCACAACUUGUUGAUGAAGUAUUCCUUGAUGCAAUUGAACAUGCCUUCCCACCAACAGGAGGAUGGGGACUUGGAAUUGAUAGAUUAUCUAUGCUUCUUGCUGAUGUGGAUAAUAUUAAAGAAGUUAUUUUAUUCCCAACUAUGAGACCAGAAGAUGAAUCAGAAAAGAAAGCACGUGAAGCAAAAGAAGAUGCUAUGAUUACACAAGAACUUGCUGCUAGUGAAGAAAAAGGAAAGAAAGUUGUAAAACCAAAAGUUAAUAAACAACAACCAGUUAAAGAAGUUCUUGAUGGAUUUCAAUUAGAAAUUAAAGUUGGUAAAAUUAUUGAAGCUGGACCACAUCCAAAUAGUGAACAUCUUCUUGCUCUUAAAGUUGAUAUUGGAGAAACACAACCAAGAAGUGUUGUUGCUGGACUUGCUGAACAUUAUAAACCAGAAGAAUUAUUAAAUCAAAAAGCUACUUUUGUAUGUAAUUUGAAACCAUCUAAAUUAAGAGGAAUUCCAUCAGAAGCUAUGAUUCUUGCUGCUACUUCACUUGAUGGUACUAAAGUUAAAUUCUGUCAUCCAAGUGCUGAUGCUACUAUUGGAGCACAAGUUAUUCCAAAAGAAGGUAAAGUUACUAUUUCUGCUAAGAAGAUUUCAAUUGAUGUUGUUGGAAAGAUGAAUCUUGCAUUAAAAGGAGGAUUAGUUAGAACUAAUGAUGUUCCACUUAUUGUUAAAGAUACUGAACUUACAGUCACUGUUGAUGAAGUUAUUGAUGGAACCGUUAGAUAA
This is a messenger RNA of Entamoeba dispar SAW760, 2307 nucleotides long. Its product is annotated as lysyl-tRNA synthetase, cytoplasmic, putative. Gene Ontology annotation, molecular function: tRNA binding; lysine-tRNA ligase activity; ATP binding. The record is from RefSeq and is a predicted model, not a curated record. Lineage: Eukaryota; Evosea; Mastigamoebida; Endamoebidae. Bases 1 to 2307 code for a protein of 768 amino acids. Gene Ontology annotation, biological process: lysyl-tRNA aminoacylation. Gene Ontology annotation, cellular component: cytosol; cytoplasm. The transcript has a single exon.